CGCCGAGCCGACCCCGGCCGCAGGCCGCGAGCGCGGAGCCCGCGCCCAGCGGGGGAUGGCCGGGAGCAGGAACAUGGGUUUAAAAUCUCGGCCUUUAACAAACGCUGGCGUCCAGUCUGAAGGGAGGAACAGGGAUGGGUGUUGCCUGGGACCCGCGCAGCCCGAGCUCUCCGCGCGCCCGAGGUCGGAACGGGCUCUGACAUUCUGGUGCAGAUGGGAUCAGAGCCCGAUUCUGGCACCGAUCACUUCCAGGUGGAUCGUCAGGUGUUCUCAGAACUGACGCAUCUAAGCUGGAUGGAAUUUAGCAUCAAAAAAGGUCCUCUUUCUGUGCAGAAAGUUGUAAAGUGCAUAAAGAUGAAGCAAGCACCAGAAAUCCUUGGCAAUACAAAUGGAAAGACUCAGAACUGUGAAGUGAAUCGCGACUGUUCUGUAUUCCUCAGCAAAGCUCAGCUUUCUAACAGCCUACAGGAGGGGGUCAUGCAGAAGUUUAAUGGCCAUGAUGCACUUCCCUUUAUUCCAGCAGAGAAGCUGAAAGAUCUUACUUCUUGUGUGUUUAAUGGUGAACCUGGUGCUCCUGAUGCCAAAUUGUGUUUUGAGUCCCAGGAAGCAAAAGGAAUUGGGACACCACCCAACACUACUCCUAUCAAAAAUGGCUCUCCAGAAAUCAAGCUGAAAAUCACCAAAACAUACAUGAAUGGGAAGCCUCUCUUUGAGUCUUCUAUCUGUGGUGACAGUGCUGCUGACCUGUCUCAGUCAGAAGAAGAUGGGCAGAAAUCGGAGAGCAAGGUGAGGAGGAGCAGGAAGAGGAGCAUAAAGUACGACUCCUUACUGGAGCAGGGCCUCGUGGAAGCGGCUCUGGUGUCCAAGAUCUCGAGUCCUGCAGAUAAAAAGAUUCCAGUUAAGAAAGAGUCCUGCCCAAACACUGGUAGAGACAAAGACCACCUGUUGAAAUACAAUGUGGGUGACUUGGUGUGGUCCAAAGUGUCCGGUUACCCUUGGUGGCCUUGCAUGGUUUCUGCUGACCCCCUCCUUCACAACUACACCAAACUGAAAGGUCAGAAAAAGAGUGCACGCCAGUAUCACGUACAGUUCUUCGGUGAUGCCCCAGAAAGAGCAUGGAUAUUUGAGAAGAGCCUUGUAGCUUUUGAAGGAGAAGGACAGUUUGAAAAGUUAUGCCAGGAAAGUGCCAGGCAGGCACCCACGAAAGCCGAGAAAAUCAAGCUGCUGAAACCUAUUUCUGGGAAACUGAGGGCUCAGUGGGAUAUGGGCAUCAUUCAGGCGGAGGAAGCUGCCGGCAUGUCAGUGGAAGAGCGGAAAGCCAAGUUCACCUUCCUCUACGUGGGGGACCAGCUACACCUCAACCCCCAGGUGGCCAAGGAGGCUGGCACUGCUGCCGAGGGCUCCGGAGAGGCGGCAGCAGAGCCAGGCGGGGUUGGGGAUGCAGCUGCUACAGACCCUCAGGCCUUGAGGGAAGAGUGCAUUCCUGUGAAGAGGAGGCGGAGAGCCAAGCAGGCUAGCUGUGUGGAGAACCAGGAGAGUGACGUCAGCAUGGGGAAGAGCACUCCGCAGAAGUCCACAGAGGCUGGGCCCAAAAGGGGAGUCGGGUCUCCCCCCGGGAGGAAGAAGGGUACAGCCUCCACUCCACGGAGCAGGAAGGGAGAUGCGGUGUCCCAGUUUUUGGUUUUCUGUCAAAAGCACCGGGAUGAGGUCAUUGCUGAGCACCCAGAUGCGUCCGGCGAGGAGAUUGAAGAAUUGCUGGGAUCCCAGUGGAACAUGCUCAAUGAAAAACAGAAAGCUCGCUAUAACACCAAGUUUGCCCUUGUGACCUCGGUCCCAUCUGAAGAAGAUCCUGGUAAUGUAAAUGGGAAAAAAAGAAAUCAUACAAAGAGGACAGAAGACCCUCCAGAAGAUGUUGAUGUUGAGGAUGCACCCAGAAAGAGACUCAGGACUGACAAGCACAGUCUUCGGAAGAGAGAGAUGAACACUGACAAGGUGGCCAGGACCAGCUCCUACAAGGCCAUGGAGGUGGCCUCCUCACUCAAGAGCCAGGCAGUGACGAAAAAUCUGUCUGAUGCGUGCAAACCGUUGAAGAAGCGAAAUCGGGCUUCUGCAGCAGCGUCUUCCACUCUUGGGUUUAGCAAAAGUUCAUCUCCUUCUGCAUCGUUAACUGAGAAUGAGCUUUUAUGGGAGCCCACAUCAGUCAAGUUGGACUUGAACCCAGCUGCCCUGUACUGCACUUAGAGUGACGUAAUGUCCCAAGAUGUCUGCGGCAGGUGGCGCAUCAUCGUACACACUAAGUGACAUUUCUAUCACAAUCAUUUUAUGGAAGAUGUGUGAUAAUCUGUUUUUACUGGUAUUAAUAAACACAUACAAUGAAGAAAACAGAUAACAAAUUUUAAGACCAAGGUAAGAUACCUAAUCAAGGCCAUUUAAUCAAUCACAUUCAUCUCAUGAUAGAAACACAUUCAUAUUCCAGUGAUUAAUGUAGAUUUCAAGUUGAGAAGGAGGCUGUUCGAUGGGGGCUGUCCUAGCACUGAGACGGGCACCCACUGAAGGGGCCAUGCUGUUAUAGAGGUCAUUUUUCCCUCUAGUUCAUAACUUACCGAAUUUUUAUGGAGAAAUGUCAGCAUCUGUUCCUUCAGAAACAAACAACAAACAGCACACAUUAAGGGGCCCUUAUCAACUAUUCUCAUUGCCAAUGAAAUGUAUUCAAUACUGUAGAUAUUAAACUAAUUUCCAACAUAAAAGGCAAGAAGAGUUUUGAUUCUGUCCUUUUUUACUAAACAGUUUUACUAUAACACUAGACACAGUAAAUUUUUAGGAAAAUAUGCUGUUUCCAGUAUCAUUGUGAACCAUUCAACUCUCAACCCAGUGACUGAUAUCUAGGGGACACCAUGACCAGGUUAUUUACGCCAGCCACUUCAUCACUUGCUUUCGUAGAGCGUCAGCACCCUGUGCUGUCGUGGUCUCGGGUGCCAGCCGGGGCUCGAGCCCGCGGUCUGCCUGAGUGCACGGGAAGAAAGGCUCCGCUUGCCUCAGUGCUGCUCAAGGGCCAUUGCCAGCAGACACCGAUGUGUCCGACCUGUGAUGAAAGUUCUGACUAACCCUUCUGUUCCAAACCAUUAAGCAAUGUAACGCAUGUAAACACUUAGGGUGCCUGGCGCCUUGUGAGGACUCAGUGGUUCGCUGUUGUGAAAGUUAUGGUUAUAACAAUAAAAAAAUAAAAUUGCCAUCAUUUCAUUUUUAUCCAAAAGUAUAACUUUUACUUUGGCAUGAGACGUGACCUUGACUGCAUCACGCAUGUGGAGAUGAAGUAAACCCAGCAGUGGCGGCACCCUGGGUUGGUUUUUGUGACACGGUCCUGAGCCGGACACUGUGGCUGUGGGCUGGCAGGUGCCCCAUGGCCCUGCUCAGAUGUAGUGGGAGAUGUGACCCUCCAUGGCCUAGGAGUGGUCUAGAUUGUACUAUUCCUCAAAGGGAUGAGAGAACUCAGGUAAAUUUAAAAUUCUCCAGAAUGAUUGCUAAAUUUAAAAAUAUGACAAAGAGGUGAUAUGAAAAUGGCCUUGGUUCAGUAAACGAUCUCCUGAAGUAAAGAUGCUCGCUUGAAAGUCUCUGGCCCAGAAUUGAGGGGUUUCAUUGGGAUGUGCUGUGUUUGGGGCGGCAGCGGCCGGCAUGUGCAGACACAGGAGGAGGCAGCGCUGUCCUCUGUGAAGAGGAGGCCAGGACUCAGAUGACUAGUGCUGCCCACAGCGCAGCGUGGUCAGCGUCAUCUGAAGUGGAGGGGUAGUGAGAUGGUGAGGCUGGGCACGUGCGGUAUUCCUCUGCCCGGGGAGACCUUGUCCCUCUGAGGAUAUUGAAAGGUGGCCAGGGGUACUCAGUGGUCUUCAGUGAUGGGGACAGUUGCACAGGUGGCACAGUUGUCCUGCUCCAAAGGCCAGUCAUGGUACUGUUGCAGAGGAGCUAAGUUCCUGGAGGGUCAGCUCUUCCUUGGCCUCUGAAGAGCAGAGUGGACAGGGGUCGUUGCUCCGAAGGCCUUAGGAAGGAACAGUAGCUUCUCUGCCAGCAGUACAAAUGUUCAUUACAUUAUGAAUUUAGCAUGGAAUUCCUUCAUUUCCUAAAAAAUCAGUGUCACAACAAGACAUGUUUAGCCUUGAGAUUUUGAACUGUCCCUUUUGAGACGAGUUUUGCUUGUGUCAUAUGUAAAUCACUUUAAUGACCCUAUUUGACUUGCUUCAGACGAUCAUUCAUGUGCUUUGUUUGCCUGGCAAGGGACGUAGCUAUCUUGUAUAAGCUUGAGGCAUUUGAGAGGAGUAAAAACUUGUCUGAAUGUAUGACUGUGUUGGCUGUAGCUGUUCUAAAAGCGCAAGUCCUCCACUGUCCCUGAGCAGCGCUCAGGGAUGUGUGUUGGGAUAGAGGCCUGAGAGCUGCGGGCCAUGGGAUCCUUGAGAUCCUUCCAGACUUCCACCUCCUGAUGGGCCUUUCUUUAGAGCUGAUGCAAGGCUCAGUGUCCUCCUGCAGGUAUGAGGCCUCGAGGGGUGUGGUGGUCUCUCAGGACUCUCCUCAGAACUCACUUUAUCUAUAUUUCCCAACUGAAAAGUGUAACUCCAGUGUUCUUAAGAGGAUGUUUCUAAAAAAACCAACAAGAAACCUAAGCAAAGUUCCACAACAAGGAAGCAGAGGUUAUAGGACCUAGGGCAGGGGCCUGUGCCACACAGGAGGGAGUCCUGUCCCUUUCCUUUGAGGGACAGUGUGCUGUGACACGGGAGGAAAGGGGAAGGCUUCCUAGAGUGUAGCCUUAGGGGUGUCUGACUAGUUCAUGCAGAAGCACAUGAGGCUUCGCCCGGGGCUGUGCGGUGUUGGCAGCUGGAUGGAGAGGGCACCAUUGCAUUUAUGGUGGGGCACGCAGAGGAAAGGCAGGGAAGUGGAGCAGAGACCUCAGCGUCAGCGGCAGGUUUGCCAUUCUCAUGGUCUCCUAGCCCAGUGUUUGAACCGAGUCUGGGAGUAGCCUGACAAUGGUGGGUGAGCCUGGAGUCCAUGAAGGGUCUGUCACAGAAACACCCUGAAAAGGAGAAAAAUUAAGGCUAUAAGUUGACAUAUAGUUCCCCAAGCAAACAGUGUUGUCCGCGUGUGUGUGUAAGAUGGAAGGGCUACAGUGCUCUGGUGGAAGGCUUGGUGAGGCGAGACUGGUGAUCUGUCUGUGCCAGGGAGCUCCGUGCCCCUGAGUGCCCUGAGCAGGAGGUGGGCCAGGUGAGCCUGAGAUGUCCAGAGGGCAUCCUGCACCUGGGGUGCCUGUCUGACAGUGCAGAUGAGAAACAAGGCUGCUAGGACUUGGCAGGUGUGACCCACCCUGAGCAGACUGCUUCUCACAGCCAGCACUUUGCAGGGGCCCGACUGGGCAGGCCUCUAUGCGGCCACCAGGGGGCAGCCCUGUGCGCUCAGCGUGCAGUGUGGGGCCCUGAAUGCUCUUACCCUCAGUAGUUUUGCUGCCUCAGGUCUUGAUAAUGAAGGAACAAAAAGUAACUGCUGAGGACUGCUGUUUGUCCUUGACAUUGCAGUCUUGAAUUGGAGGAGCUGCAGCGCCGUCACAUCAGAGGGCUUUCCAGGCCCACUCAGGGCCCGUGCUGCUUCCUCCUGACCCUACGGUUUUUUCUCCUCCUCCUCUGAAGAAACAUACUGACUCGCCCAUGUGCUGUAGGACAUUGGUAAAUGCAGUGGGUUUUGGCCCCUUAGGUACUGUCUUCAUUGUUCUGCCUAGGAUAUUAGAAAUGUCACUGCUUUACUUGCCAUUAGAAAUGGGAAGUGGACUCUUCUUAGCACAGAAAAGAUGUGUGUUCAUCUUUUUCAUCCAGGGAGCGGGGGCACACUCUCUGUGGUAAAUCUCCCCGGCAUUGGUACUAGCCAGGGCACCUUGCCAACAGGCCCUGCCCUGUCACCUGCCAGUGUCACUGUCUGACCCUGUGCUGGACCCCACACUUGUGGUCUUUCUAGCCUGCUUGUAGUUGCCAGGCUUUGGGCACGUAAGUCCUUGGCAGUAUUCCAAAGCAUGCUAGCGGUCUGUGAGCAGUGAUGGGGGCGGGGCCUGGCAUAGCCUGGCCACAGGGCGUGGGUCAGCAGCACAAGUGGAAGCCGGCCCUGUGGUGGUCUUCAAGCUCUCCAUCUCCAGCCUAUGGGCACAGCCCACUCCCAGAGGGGAGGCACUGCCCAGGAUGCGACGGGAACACAGUUGGGUUGGUGGAACAGCCUGGAGACUUGCUUUGCCUUUGGCAAGUGCAGGCUGGGAUCUGAAUGCAGCAGCCAUGUGGCCAGCUCUGGCCACAGCUGCCCUGGUUUUUGCUCCCCACAGGCGGCCUGACUGCACACAGGCUGGCUGAGAGCAGAAGAGGGAGUGGAGCUGUGACGCCCUGUGGGCUCGGCUCUGCGUCUUCAGGGUCUCCCUCUACCUACCACAGUAUGCAGGGCAGUGAGGAGGGCUCCGUGGUGUGCAGCUUGGAAGGAUCGUUUGUAGAAAGGUUGUUUCAAACUCUAGCAUUUUAGCUGAUGAGUGACUGACUUUAAAACUAUUUUCAUUCUACUCCAACAUUUCACUGUGAUGUUAACUUGGAAGACCUGUUUGAGAGUAGUCUUUUGAUUUUAAACUCAUUAAAUCUACUGAGCACAGGAUUCUUAUUUGUAAAUCUAAAACACUCUGUGACAAGUACUUCUAGUAACCAGUUCUUCCUUUGAAAAGCAUAACUCACACAUGCAAAGAAUGUUGGUUUACAGAAAUAUUUAUUGUUCAAGGUCUGUAAUUGUAUUUCAAAAAUGAUGUAGUAUUUAACUUGUGUGAAAGGAUUUGUUUUGUCAAAAAUUAAAAACUCGCUGUGUGUCAGAGCACGUGGAGGGGCACGCAGGUGGCCUGGUGGCACCCUGGGCCCUCCUGACAGCUGCACUGUGCUGUAGUUGGUUGGAAUGUGCUCACUGGGUCACACUGUGUUUGGUAAUGGCAUCUUGAGAGUCCCUGCCCCCAAAGGAAUGUAUUUUUAAGGCACGUAGGUAGCUUGGUACUGUCACAUGCUGAGUAGAGAGUUGAGAAAGUAUUUUCAGACUUAAGGAAAUUUGCAAAGGUCAGGAACUAAGCUGCUUGGAGAUCUGUGCCGCCAGUGUGGCCUCGGCGGGUGGGAAGGGACAGGAAAGCUGUUGACAGAGUCUGUGUCCAUUCUGUCACCACACUCUCCUUGCCCCCCCACCCUGUUGGAUGUGGAACAGGAUGUAGAUAUUGCAGGCUGAGCCCUGGGAACGCUGGGACUGCACAGGGGCCGUGUCACCUCACAGUGGCAUCUCCGAGUGAGUCCCCAAACCCAAUGUGCAUGCAGGUGAAGCCACGGCCCGAGGGAGGUGCCUGGCCCGUGCUGGUGGGUUGCCAAGCCGCACCCAGGGGCCCUGGGACCUGGCUAGGUGUCUGUCGCUGGCUUGUGGGGAGGGCUGCGGGGGUGAGAGGGGUCUUGUGCACUGUGUCAUGGACUGUGAUAUUGUAAGGUCUGUAUUCUGUAUGUGGAUCUCAGACCCCAACCAGGAAACAAGCCUCAUGUGUGUCGUUACAUUUAUAUUUCCAUUCAAAGUAUGUAUUCCAUGUUUAUUUCCUCAAAACAGACUUUGUUAAUUUAGGAAAUAUCUCCAAGUGGAAACGUGCUAACUUUCUGUAAAUCUUAAAUAAAAGGUGCUGUUCCUUCCUCUGA
This is a messenger RNA of Chinchilla lanigera (long-tailed chinchilla), 7715 nucleotides long. It is a transcript of the gene Nsd2, whose product is annotated as Wolf-Hirschhorn syndrome candidate 1. The record is from RefSeq and is a predicted model, not a curated record. Lineage: Eukaryota; Metazoa; Chordata; Mammalia; Rodentia; Chinchillidae. The transcript has 10 exons. Gene Ontology annotation, biological process: regulation of DNA-templated transcription. Gene Ontology annotation, cellular component: chromatin; nucleus. Gene Ontology annotation, molecular function: histone H3K36 methyltransferase activity. The coding region runs from base 214 to 2241 and encodes 675 amino acids.